Molecule: messenger RNA, 3270 nt
Organism: Dermacentor silvarum
Lineage: Eukaryota; Metazoa; Arthropoda; Arachnida; Ixodida; Ixodidae
Exons: 8
Coding region: 1081-2337 (418 amino acids)
Source: RefSeq, a predicted model, not a curated record
GGUAUUCACGCGUAAGCAACACUGUGAUCCCGUGCAGCAUGACCGGAAGGGCUCAGGCCGGCGCGGCGAGCUUUCCGCUUCCGGCCGCCAUAUCCUUGGGGGAAUGCUUUCGUUUCGUGGUGCUUUGAAGUGCAGCAGCAGGCAUUGCAAUCUCAAGGACCUCGGCAAUCAUUUUAAUCAUGGUUAAUUGCGCUGUGUUCGGAUGCAACAACGAGUCGCGGCGGAAAACUGACUCUGCCAGACCUUAGAGAUCUCAACGAAGCGUCGAGCGGAAUGGUUUCGUCGCCUCUACCGGGGUGACAUUAAUACAGACGCUACCCACUACAAAGUCUGCAGCGAGCACUUCGUUUCUGGCAGGCCAUCCUACUUAAUGGAUCUGACGAACCCGGACUGGGCGCCUAGCUUGCACCUAGGGUAUGACACAAAGUCAACAACUCGAUCUGAAGAAAGGCACCAGCGACGUUGCAAGAGGGCUGCGACUCCAAAGGUGGUCCAAAAGGCCGAUAGCAGAGUGCUGCGACCCUUGACUACAAUGUUGAAUGCACAGCAGAGUGCUGUGAACAGUACUGUCACAAGUAAAAUGGCUGAUUCAUACAAGGGGAAUAUUUCCUUUAAUGACAUUCAGCGUCUUAACAUCUUUGUUUUUAUGCAGGCACACCACUUGCAAGUCCCAUUGCAGUACAAAAUGACCAAGGCAAUGAGUCACAUAUGUCUCAUGCAGUUAAUUGUUGCAUGAUUAGUCUUUCUGUCAAGAACAACCUCACUGCAGGUGGCCCAUCAUCUACCCCAUUUCUUGCAUUUCUUUGAGUUUGCAUGCAGUUAAUUGUUGCAUGAUUAGUCUUUCUGUCAAGAACAACCUCACUGCAGGUGGCCCAUCAUCUACCCCAUUUCUUGCAGUAAGCAGUGUCGCAUAUCCGACGGUCGCCCAGCAUGACCUAUUGGGUGCUUCUCUUUCUGGAGCUGUAGGCGCCUUAUUGUGUGUAUACAGGAUAUGUGCAGUUUUGAUGCGCCCGAGUUGUUGCAGAAACAAGGUUGAUGGUUGUGAAAUGCCAAUGAUAACACUUUAAUGCAGGCCCAACAAUGCUGCAACAAGUACCAGCUGCAACUGUACCACAAGAUGCUGAUACUGCAGCUGACAUAUUUCACCCACCAUCCAUGCCAUCACCUGAGGUAGGCAGGGCCCCAGUCUCAGCUGAAACUGAUUCUACUGCUGGAGCUGCAGUGGAUGGCGCAUCCUAUGUGAAGUUCUCUGAGGCUGGUGUUCAAGCUACCACUUCGACGGCUGAAGCUUCAGUGAACACCACGUCAUUGCUAAAGGACGCUGAAACCCAAACAGAUAUCACAAGCAGUGCAUUAAACAGCUUCGAAGGCGACAACCAGGCCCUACGUGCAGAGCUAAACGAAGUGAAGGGCUCUUUGCGUAGACUUCAGUUGUCUAAAGCUUCAUUGGAGCAAGACGACAAUCGUGUAAAAUUUUACACUGGCCUACCAAGCUACACAGUUUUGAUAGCGCUGUUCGCGCUUCUCGAGAGUGGUGUGUCGCACAGCGCAAACAAUGUGCUUACUAAGUUCGAAGAGCUUAUGCUCACACUUGUGAGGCUGCGACUAGGAGUGCCCUUGCAGGACCUGGCGUAUAGAUUUGAGGUCAGCCAAGCCACAGCAACACGAGUAGUCAACCGGUGGAUCGCGGCCAUGCAUGUACGACUAAAACAGCUGGUGGACUGGCCCAGUCGUGAACAAUUGCAGCAGACCAUGCCAAUGGCCUUCAGAAAAGCAUUUGGCACGAGUGUGGCAGUCAUUAUAGACUGCUUCGAGAUAUUCAUUGAGCGCCCUUCGUCAAUGCUCCCUAGGUCACAGACGUGGUCGCGGUAUAAGCACCACAACACGGCAAAAUAUCUGAUAGGAAUAGCACCUCAGGGAGCAAUCACUUUCAUUUCCAAAGGGUGGGGAGGCAGGACAAGCGACAAGCUUAUAACAGAGUCGAGUGGAAUGUUGAACCACCUUCUCCCAGGUGACACGGUGCUCGCCGACAGAGGAUUCACGAUUGGUGAUGCCGUAGGCAUUCAUCGUGCACGCCUUGAGGUUCCUGCAUUCACAAGGGGCAAACCUCAGCUAUCAGCCUGGGAGGUUGAAAAAACUAGGAAAAUUGCGAAUGUGCGCAUCCACGUGGAACGUGUGAUAGGUUUGCUGAGGCGAAAGUACAAAAUUCUUUCAAGCACCAUCCCUAUUGAUCUGCUAGCAGUGCGAAGCGAGGACACUCUAACACAACUUGACAAAAUUGUUGCGGUGUGUGCUGCGCUGACAAAUCUGAGCAAAUCGGUUGUGCCUGUUGACUGAUCUGGAUGCGCCAAAUCUAAAUUUUACUUAAAGGGGUUGAGACACCAAAUUUUGAGGGUAUAAAAGGCCUGCUGCAGGCUUCCUCUGUAUGAAAGGACACUCAACAUGAAGUGUUCGACACAGCAAACGUGUUAAAUAUAUUUUAAUUUGUUUCCAAAGAGUGCCUAAAUGCUCGUUCUCGCGAUCGAGACCCAUCGCUAGUGCGAUUAACACCGACGUCACUGUGUUGGAAGCGUAACGUGUUUUAGUGACGUCAUACCACAUUAGAGCGACGUACGAUGAGCGGUGACCCACAGCACGGGGCAAGCCUCGAGUCUAGAGUGCAGUAUAAGCUGCAUCGGACGAAAACGCAGUUGGAAUCGGAGCUGCCGCAGCUAGCGAUGGCAACUGUCGGCGUGGGUUCGUUUGCUUGCGCUGGUACAAAACGUGUGUGCGAGAGCAGACUAUGCAGCAGUGCGUGCGUCACAGCCUUGUGGGCCCACGUGACCAAGCUUCCUAGCCAGUGACGUCACUGUCCAACUCGGCGCCGAGAAACCGAAAUUGGUGCACAUAAAUAAUGCGAUAUUAAAUUAUUUACCGAGAAUAUAUGAUCCUUCCAGCGUGUAUCAUGCUUUAUGGAGCAAUAAGAAACGUUUGAAACAAACCGCGCAAGCCACAAAUUUGAUGUCUCAACCCCUUUAAAUGAAGGGGCCCUGCCACACCUAAGGAUGUGCCAUGUACUGCAACGGAAACAACUGCUGGUGUAAUGAAGCAGAGGCCGCCCCUGUGUAUGUGCCAACUGAAGAGGAAGACGAAGUAUCGUGCCGUGAUCGCGAGUGAGCCCCGUGCUACGAAAAGCCCUUGCAGUGCCUACCUUUACGUAACGUUAUUGCAACGUUAUCGGCAACAAUAAACCUCGUCGCACUGGAAAUAAAGUUAAUCUUUCCACCUAAA